Echinococcus granulosus is the source of this 528-nucleotide messenger RNA. RefSeq lists its product as hypothetical. Bases 1 to 528 code for a protein of 175 amino acids. The record is from RefSeq and is a predicted model, not a curated record. Lineage: Eukaryota; Metazoa; Platyhelminthes; Cestoda; Cyclophyllidea; Taeniidae. The transcript has 5 exons.
AUGACCACAACUCCCAAAAAGUGGAAUACUUCAAAGUGUUUACAACCAAAGGUAUCAUUUCUUUUCGGGCAAAAAAUGGCAUUAUUAAAAACACGUAUUAACAAAUAUAAAGCACUGUAUCACGCUCUUGCUAUUAGGGAGAAAUGCCCAAGUUUGAGGUGCAUUGAGUAUAUGGGUUCGAAUUCAUUAUUACUACAAUUAAAACUGCUUGCAAAAUAUGCUUGGAGCAAAAUUGUCCUUGCCAAGAAUCAAAGAUAUACUACAGAAAUGUCCAGAAAGCUACGUAUUCUUUUUUCUUUUGCUAUUAAUGGAAAUUGUACCUCAAUAUUUCUAGAUAUUUUAGUUCUUUAUUUGAAAACCAGGCCGUGGUCUUUAAAAAGAUUGUGUCGAUGCAUUGACCUACUAAUCUGCAUGUUUUACCUUUCCCCUGCAAUCAUUAUAUUUGGAAUUAAUGACGUUGCUGUAGUUUAUUUGUCAUACAAGAAAAUUCUUGAGGUACUGUUUGAAGACUCAUCACAAAUUAAGUAA